Molecule: messenger RNA, 924 nt
Organism: Microthlaspi erraticum
Lineage: Eukaryota; Viridiplantae; Streptophyta; Magnoliopsida; Brassicales; Brassicaceae
Source: the annotation of a GenBank genome assembly
AUGAGUAUAUUCGGCGGCGGAAAAUGGCGGAGAGAGGCGGAGCAGCUGGUGGUUAAGCCUUUCCGGCUAGUGACAACAACUCUCCUCAGCCUCCUCCUUCCUCUCUCUUUCCUUUUCCUUAGCCGUCUCUCUUCAGCUUCUUUCCUCUUCUCUCUGACCAAAUCUCCGCCGCAAACGGAAUCAUCUUUCUUCUUCUUCUCUGUCUUUUUCAACUACACGAAUCCGGCGAUCUUAUACGCCGUCGUCUCGUCAAUAAGCGUGUACACACUAGUUCUUGGUCUAACCACCAAGAUCACAGCGACUGAUCCUAGCCGUUCGAUUCCGUUUCUUCCACAUGUCAGCAUCGCGUGGCUCACGCUCUUCCUUGUUCAAAUCUCCGUCGGUUUAGGCCUUGAAGGAACGAAUGCCAACGGUUUAAUCAUUGGAAGUGAACGGAAUUUCUUGAGCAGGCUCGUGUUUUUCUUUGGUCUUCACGAGGUGAUGCUUUUGUGGUGCAGAGUGAUCGUGAGACCGGUGGUGGACAACACGUUGAUCGGAGGAGGAGACCACAAGAGAGAAGAGACGGUGGUGGAGAGAGUGGCUUUGGCCGUGAGCUGCGGGACGUUGUGGUGGUGGAAGCUUCGAGAUGAAGUAGAGGCUUUGGUUGGUGUGGCAGAGGCUAAAAAAGCAUUGCUCUUGUUAUUACCAAUCGAUGGUAAUAAUAAUGUGAACGGUAGUUUUGAUGUCGGAACGCUUGAUUUCGUGAAUUGGUGGUUGUAUUAUAUGGUUGUGACGAUUGGUAUGGUUAGGAUCGUUAAAGGGUGUUUGUGGUUUGGGAUGGUUUUGCUUUUCGAACAAGGCACAAGAAGAAAUCCACGUGGAGUCUCUACUGCUCCUCCUGCUUCUUCUCUUCAUAAUGACGAUGAAGGUGACAAUAAAGUGUAA